CUAAGUAGACAUUUCCAGUUAAAUGUAUACACCAGCUAUAGGCGGUAACAUUGCGCCGGAGCAGCCUAUCAAUGCCUUGAGUUCUACACGCGACUUCUAUCAAUAUCGGGAAAACUACUAAAGGAUAGAUGCCGAAGGUAUUAGCACAGCUGGCUAACAGACGUUUGGUCUUGCAAAGUUUGUGCUAAGAACUGUGGAUCUUAUUUUUAAAUAUCGGAUGUUUUACGCACAGGGCGAUAUUAAAAUGUUUUCAGGGGCUCAUAUUUGUUAAGGGAAAUCUGAAGAUGAAUCAGUGUGCUUUUUUUAACAUUUGAUUAGACCAAAAAAGCGGAACAUUCUCAAUCUGUUUCGUUAGAAACUGAUCGUUAUUUUUAACGAUAGUGAUGGUAUUUACAUUUUCCAAGAAUCAUACGUGAAAUUCAAAGGGUUACAAUCCGGAUUUUUAUGUUUGUGGAUUUACAAUGAAUUUAACAUAUAGCUAUCAAUUCACGGAUUUAUCCGAAGUGGAGAAGGUCGAAACUACCAUGAAAAUAAUGAACACGACAGUGGGGACCGGAAGCGGAAAUAUGUCCGACAAAGGUCUUCCUCGGGAAAUGACAUUUAACGACGACAAUGUCAUGUCUGUGAUAGCAUAUGCCUGUCUCUUUCUCUUUGCAGCAUCUGGAAAUUUAACCGUUUUGGUGACUUUGUUAAAAAGUCGGCGGUACAAAUCAAGAGUGAAUACUUUUAUAAUGCACCUGUCCAUUGCAGAUUUGAUUGUGGCGUUUAUUAUGUUACCACUGGAGACUGCAUGGCAUGUUACAGUCGCAUGGGAAGCAGGGGACGCCGCGUGCCGUAUUCUCAUGUUUUUUCGCGCCCUUGGAUUUUAUUUGUCUUCAUUUGUGUUGGUGGCUAUUAGCUUGGACCGUUACUUUUCCAUUGUUCAUCCCUUAAGCAUACACGAUGCAGACAGAAGAGGAAAAAUAAUGCUCACAAUGGCCUGGUUACUGAGUAUCAUUGCUAGUCUGCCCCAGAGCAUCAUCUUUCAUGUUGAGCGUCAUCCCUUAUUCACGUGGUUUGAGCAGUGUGUGACGUUCAACUUCUUCCCGACAGAGCAGCACGAGCUGGCCUAUAAUCUCUUCAAUGUCAUCACCGUCUAUCUGUUGCCAUUGGUCAUCAUCACCACGUCAUACUCUCUCAUCCUUUACAAGGUUUCGAAAACAGCGCGAAGGGACGAAGAGGAGCGCCGUGAGUUUGGCCUGUAUACUCAUCGCUCCCACACAUAUCCUCUCUCCAGAAGUGGACUCAUCUCAUGUACCAGAGCAGGAAUCAUCGGGAAGGCCCGCAUAAGAACACUCAAAAUGACGCUUGUUAUAGUGACAGUGUUCGUCUUGUGUUGGACUCCAUACUUUUUAAUGGUGUCCUGGUUUUGGAUAGACCGGGAAUCAGCUAAAAACAUCGAUACUAAAGUUCAAAGAGGCCUUUUUAUUUUCGCUGUUUCCAGUGCGUGUCUCGAUCCAAUUGUCUAUGGAAUGUUCACGGCUGCGUUCAGGAAGGAAGCCAGGAGGUGGUUAGGCUGGUUCAAAGAUAGGUUGAACAGAAUGGGAAUAUACACAAUGACGCCGAAUACAGCGAGUGAACAAGACAAUUUCAAGUAGUAAGGCUGGAGAAACGAAUUGACUGAACUCUGCCCCAUGCAUAUUCACAAGAAGCCUUUGACCACAGAGAAUUUUUAUUGCUACGUGUGUCAGUCCAAGAGACAAUUCCACGUGUCUAUAUGAAAUUACUUUUCACAAUGAUGCGCAUUCAAAGUGAUUUUAAUGUUUUGCUUCUUUAAAAAAAUACGAUGAUACCUUUUAAAUAUAUAUAAAUCGCGAAUAAUCCAUUUAGUAUUAUUACUGUAUAAGAUGCUUUUGCUUAGUAAUUAAUGUAUUUUUAUGUUUAAUGAUAGCCUUUUAUUAAUACGCUCAUAGCUGGAAUAACAAUAAUUUCAGAGAAAGUAAAUGAGAAAUUUUCUGUCACAAAAACCCGAUUACAUCUAUAACGUGUCGUCGUUUAACAAGAAUAGAGAUUAAUGCAAAUAAAAAUCCCAUUCAUUGCAGUUCCAGCACAAGAUGAUCGGAUUUAAGUGUAGAGAAAUUGAGCUGGUUUUCUCAAUAAACUUUACAGGCUAGGGAGGUGUUAUGGGUUUAUUGAAGGGACACGUCCUUUUGGCAUGGAAUUUGAUAAGAGAAGGAUUAACUGAAAUGUUCCAUUUCAUAUCGAAGCGGUUUGUAAUGAAAAUAGACCUUUUUCCCAUUUCCGUCUUCGUAUCAGAUGACAACUUUAACUCUGAUGGGAAACGUCAGCUUUAUUUAUUCUUGUUUAUUCGUGGAAAAUAACAAUUUAUGGGAUUUGUUGACACUCAAAGUAAGAUUUCAUUGACACUGGUUUAUUUUGUACUUUUGUCCGUAAAUGUUUUCCAAAGUUGUACUUAACUUUGUUGUUUUGUUUUCUUCCAUUCGAUCUUCGGAGGAUUAAAAUUUCAAGUGCACUUCGGGCACGGACGUAUAGAACAUGUACAUGUUUUUAUUUCGCUAUAAGUAAAGUGAAUUUGGCAUAACUAGUCUAAUACAGAAUAUAGGACGAUUUUGACUCCAGAUGUGAGAUCAUACUAUGGUAUGAGUAAAGUUUUUUCUAUAGUCCGUCCCAAGAUAUUUUUGCUGCAUAUUUUCUUAAAUUAUUUAAUAUUUAUAUAUAUUUCUGGAAUCAUUCAAUAAUACGAAAAAAUCCCCAAUAUUUCACCUUUGAAACACCCCCUUUAGCUUGUCAGAUUUCAAAAUACGGCUAAAAAUAAAAAGACAAUGGGGAUUUUGCAUUACAAAAGAAAUGAAAUUACCCGGAUGAUAACUUUGGAAAAUUGUGCGAGGUAUUCCGUGUGACUUCCGAAUGAAGAAAAAAUGUCAAUAUUCCCCAUCAUAAAUCUCCGUAAGAUAUCUAUUUUAGUUCGUAUGAAUUUUCACCCGAUAUUUUCUUGGAAAUUUUCCUUUCAUCGAUUUUAAUUGAACUUUUAUCACAAAUAUGUACAUUUUUAUUAAAAAGUCUCCAAAGAGCUGCAUAAAUAUAUAUGGACAGACUAUAAACACACAGUAAAUAUAUGAAAUAAAUUAUAUAAAAAUAACAUUUAAUAAUAUUCUUUCAUCAGACUUGGCAAAACGUAAGAAAUUUGGACUAAUUUGUUCAGAUUUCCCCCCAAUAAUAUUGUUUGGCAGCUCUAUUAUAAUAAACAAACUUCAGUUUUUUCUGUAAUCUACAUAUUAGUGCAUUUAUUUGGUUUGAGCUUACUUUAAUUCUUUUAUAUAAUUGUAUGACAAUGCAAAAAUCGAUUAAUACCUAAAAGCAUCCAUGGACAGCAAAUAUCAAACAUUUCUUAAAAGUUUAUUCAUUAGUGUAAUUUUCACAAUUGCGAAAAUCUUGAUUUGACAUUGUAACAUUGGUACGGAAUUCAAGAAAUUUUUAAAGGCUACUUACUAAGAAAAAAAUGGCUUAGCUUUUGAAAACUGAAAAUAGCCCUAGCUUAAAUGAUUUGUUUACUAUUUACUUUUUUGUUUUGGUUAAACGUCAUCCUUAAUUCAAUGACUCAUCAUCUAUUACAGGGUGCUAUUUUUGUUUUGUAGAUUUUAAUACACUAGUUUAUGAAAAUAUGAAAAGGGAGAUAUAAAACUUCAAAUCUGAUGAAAUUGUUAUAAUGAUAGUCAGUUUUGAAAAUCAUUAUUUCUUUUCUAAAUAAUAAUUAAUUCGGUAUACAAAACAUUCCAUUUUUAUAUUCCUUCACUUUCUCAAUAUUAAUGUUAUUCAUGUUUUGUGUUGAUUGGCAAUGGACAAUAAAGUUCUACACAAGU
Molecule: messenger RNA, 3860 nt
Organism: Magallana angulata
Lineage: Eukaryota; Metazoa; Mollusca; Bivalvia; Ostreida; Ostreidae
Product: adipokinetic hormone/corazonin-related peptide receptor variant I-like
Exons: 6
Coding region: 462-1637 (391 amino acids)
Biological process (GO): G protein-coupled receptor signaling pathway
Cellular component (GO): membrane
Molecular function (GO): vasopressin receptor activity; peptide binding
Source: RefSeq, a predicted model, not a curated record